Molecule: messenger RNA, 2197 nt
Organism: Eucalyptus grandis
Lineage: Eukaryota; Viridiplantae; Streptophyta; Magnoliopsida; Myrtales; Myrtaceae
Exons: 4
Coding region: 320-1741 (473 amino acids)
Source: RefSeq, a predicted model, not a curated record
CCCAAAAGCCAGCCAAACGACAAAUCACACCCCAAUUCUCCCGUCGUUUUCACCCCCUCGCAUCGCGCAUUAUUAAGAGAGGAUCAAGAUCGCCCACGAAGACACAACCAGAGAGAGAGAGAGAGAGAGAGGGAGAGGGAGGGAGAGAGAGAGAGAGAGAGAGAGAGAGCAAAGCCCACCGCACAUACCCGCCAUGAAUGAUCAUACCUCACCAUUGCCAUCAUCUUCGUAGGGACACAGACACACACAUACAAUAGCCGACAGUACUCUCUUAGUGCUUCUCUCUCGUAAAAACAGUACGGAUCCCAUCGCCAAAACCAUGCCCACCCUGGCACGCAUUGGAACGGCCAUCAUCGACGUUGUGAGCUUCGUGGUGUUCUCCCUCCUCGAUGUCCUUGAUGUGGUCCUGUGCUUCGCCUACCGGGUGGCGGACUUCUUCAUCGAGUCGGAGUGGAAGCCGUGCUACUGCUCGUCGCCGAGGGAGGCCAUCCCCACCAACGGCGGCGACAUCCUGCUCUCCGCGCAAGGCGAGUCCAAGAUCGUCCGCAUGACGAGCUCGAGCAAGGUCCAGAUGGAGGACGUCUCCGACACGCUCUACGUGCGGGCCUCGCGGGUGACCGAGGCCUCGAACUCUGCUGUCAAGAGGCUUAACAGCAACAACGGCAGGAACCACGCCGGUCAUAAUCAUAAGAAGAAGACCGGCAGUCCUGGGGCACGGUCCAGCUUUGUGGUGAAUUCGACCGUCGUCGAGAUGCUUCAUGGAAGGAUGGCCGGGCAGAAAUCGCAGCCGAUUCCCAGGUGGUCGGAUUGCGAUUGCCAACUUUGCAAUUCCUGGUCGUCUUCUGGUAGCAAGACCCUCUACGUCAAAUCCGCCGGCGGUACAGGGGGCAAGACAAAUGAGGAUGUCGUGUUCAUCCACGGCUUCAUUUCCUCGUCGGCAUUCUGGACGGAGACGCUGUUCCCGAACUUCUCAGAGGAGGCAAGCUCGAUGUACCGGUUCUUCGCGAUCGACCUCCUGGGCUUCGGGAGGAGCCCGAAGCCGGCCGAGUCGCUGUACACGCUCAAGGAGCACGUGGACAUGAUAGAGAAGUCGGUGUUGGAGCCGUACAAGGUCAAGUCGUUCCACAUUGUGGCUCACUCCUUAGGUUGCAUUUUGGCCCUCGCGCUCGCGGUUCGGCGCCCUAAGUCAAUCAAGUCCUUAACUCUACUCGCACCGCCCUAUUUUCCAGUGCCGGAGGGAGAAGAAGCGACGCAAUACGUGAUGAGGAGGGUUGCUCCGAGGCGCGUGUGGCCAUUGAUCGCCUUCGGGGCAUCGAUGGCUUGCUGGUAUGAGCACGUCAGCCGUACGAUUUGCCUGCUCAUAUGCAAGAACCACCGGGUGUGGGAGUUUCUCAUCAAGCUAGUCACCAGAAACAGACUUAGGACAUAUUUGGUCGAAGGCUUCUGCUGCCACACCCACAAUGCUGCGUGGCACACCCUCCACAACAUCAUUUGUGGCACGGCCGGCAAGCUCGACAACUACCUUGACACAGUCCGAGACCGCCUGAAGUGUGAGAUCAACGUCUUUCAUGGCAAGGAUGACGAGGUAAUCCCUGUGGAAUGCACUCACAACGUGAAGAGGCGGCUGCGCCGAGCCAACGUGAAGGUGAUGGAGCGGGAGGAUCACAUCACGAUAGUCGUCGGGAGGCAGAAGGAGUUCGCGAGGGAGCUGGAGGAGAUCUGGGGGAGAUCGAGGGGUUAGCCAAGCAAAUGGGAGCACCAUUUAAUAAGUUCAAAUCGAUUGAGGAGAGAGCAAUUUGCAAUGCAUGGAUCGAUAAAGUUAUCCCUAAGAGAUCCGAAGGCCUUCACCAUCGUCAUCAAGUCUUUUUUUUUCCUUCCUUUCAACGGGUCAAGCUUCUAAUGGAGUAUAUAUAUAUAUAUAUAUAUAUAUAUAUAUAUAUAUAUACAUAGGCGUAUAUUAUGCCAUUGCCAAGUAUAAAAAUAUAUAUAUGGGCGCGUAGGAUGUUAGAUGACCAUUCGUCCAUUGUUGUUAUACUGCAAGAUAAAGUAUGAUAGAACAUCAUCAUGCUUGGCCUGGUUUAAGGAGGCAUCUCCUUUUCCUUUGUUUUCUUUUUGUGGAGCUUGUUUGUAUUGCCGUUGUGUAUGUUAAAAGAAAUGGAAAAUAAUCGCAGUCAUCCUUGCGAAUCGACUUUCUAUA